AUGGAGCUGGAAAGCAAAGCACUGUCUAUUCCAAGAGGUAAGACCGGACCGAGGCGGAGAAGGCAGAGAGACGAGAGACGAAGAGAGCCUGAUGAUAUGUCAUCAGUUUCGACUUCAUCGUCUGCCAAUAAUGGUCGACAAAAGCGGCGGUCACGCUCAUCUGCUGCUGUGGUGACUCCACAACGGAAAAGGAGACGACGGAACGAGGAUGAAGGUACACUUGUAGUUUACAAUCUUCAUCCAGAAUUCAACAAUGCACACUUUGUUGCUCAUAUUGAAAGAAGGAUUUCAGAAAUGCGAGAUGUUGAAGUUGAGGUUGCCAGUUGCAGGGCGUUGCCUGCCGUUGAUGGCAAGGUGACUGCCCUUGUUACAUUUCAAGACAGCGAGGAAGCUCUUCUAGCGCUUUGCUUGAGUGGCAUCAAGUACAAGGGCAGGACACUUUAUGCAAGGAUUUAUGACCCGGAUAAGAAAAGGAACGAAACGAUGGGGUUGCUGAAGAAAAAGCAAGAGCUAUGCAUGGCCUUCUUUGUUGGAGCUUGCCCACGUGGACGGUCCUGUAUACACGCGCAUGGAGUCCUGGAUUUGAAGUACUAUAACGACACUGUCCUGGAUGAGAGUCGCUGUGUCUACAUCAACGAAGUCCCGAAGGAUAUUGGUGUUACAACCCUGCAUAAGAUUAUCCUCGAUCAAUUUAAGCACGAGCCAUUCUUGACACACUUUAAGUAUCGCAGAAACUCAGGGGAUGCUAUGAUUGAGUUUGCAAACCCCGUUGUGGCAUCAACGGCCUUUACAGUUCUUGAUGGAUAUCAAUUCCAUUCGUCAACAUUGGCUGUUCACCCUUGGAAACCUGAAUACCACACUGUUUUUGCAGCGUAUUUCAGCAACGACGACACAGAAGAUGAGGAUAUUAAAAACGAAGAGAAAUCGCGCAGAAGUGAUGCUUCUUCGCGCUUUCAAAGGAGUAAUGGCGAUGGAAACUCUGCUACAAAAUCUCCAAGAAGAGAUCGGAAGACUGACCCGGGGAAGGCUGUGAAAUGUGAUGCUGCACCAAAUGGCAUUAGUGUAGUCCCCCAAAGCAAAGCGAAUCCAAAGCUGACGCAAGAGGAGAAACAAAAGCAAGAUCAAAUCAUUUUCGAUCUCAAGGCAACUAUGAUUAGCUUACGGGAGGAACUUCUUCAGGCAAAGACAGAUGCAGUCACUGCCAAAGAAAAGGCCAAUGACAUGACAUGGAAAAACAAGGAACUUACCCAAGAUCACACGUACAAUCUACAAAAGAUCGAGACGCUGGAAAAAGACAACACUGACUUGAACAAGCUGUUGGAUGAAGUCAAAGAGGACGUGAGGUAUUACCGCGAAAAAUUGGAAAGCAAACGAUCGGAUACCCAAGACCAUAGAAGAAUGGAAGAAACUAUUGAUCGAUUACGGCGAGAAAAUGAUGCCUUUCGCCGGCAAAGUUUGGAAUCCAAACAUGAGCAAGAGCAACCAAGGAGACGGAUACAAGAAUUGGAGCGUCGACUGGGAGCAGCAACUGAUCGCAAUGAUGUGUACUUGAAGGAUCUGAAGAAUUUGCGGGAGAAAGUGCAGCAAUUGGAGACCACCAAUCGUCGAUUAGAGCAACAAGACAGCAUUGCAGAUUCAUUGGAGCUGAAACUGGAAGAAGCCGUGUCUAGGAACAAGAAAUUGGCAGAAGAUUUGACCAAAGCAAACGAGAAGGUUGACCGCCUGGAGUACGAAAACCAUCAUCUACGGAACGAACAGGCAGCGAUGCAAGAAGAGUUGAAGAAAGUGAGAGCCAGUAGUCAAGCUACCGGUAGGGGAACCGGCUCAGCACACGCCAGAAGCAAGAUGAAGCAAGAACCGACAAAUUGA
Molecule: messenger RNA, 1869 nt
Organism: Cylindrotheca closterium
Lineage: Eukaryota; Bacillariophyta; Bacillariophyceae; Bacillariales; Bacillariaceae
Source: the annotation of a GenBank genome assembly